AUGAGUUACUUGAACGUGGCGAUGGCCGUGCUUAUAGGGCUAGGUGUGGUCGUAGUCGGUUCUCUCCUACUCUGUAGCAUCAUGUUCGUCACGACUAGGCACCAGUCGGCGAUCGAUCGUCGCCUCGUGGCCGUUGAGAACGGUCUGUCCGUCCAUAGCCACUUAUCCUCUGUACGUUCCUUGGCGUGUGGGCCUGAGCGUGAUUUGCCUCCCUCUGACCUCCACCCUCCCCAUCAUCCAUUAUCGAAAUAAACCCUUCAUUUCAUCAUCCAACUCAGGACGACCCCUCUGGCCCAACACCGCCUCACCUGCGACCGCGCGUCGACAACAUGGAUGCCGCCCCUGAGGUGGACGCCCCAUCGUCGACCCCUUAUCGCCAAGCCGAGCCCGAACAUCCUUUCCAGCCUCAACUCCCUUCCGAAUACCUCUUCGCCCGUUCCCGACUAUACCCAUCCCCUUCCUCCUCCCCCUCUGCACCAUUGCAAGGCUGCAUCCCUAUCCCACCGAGUUACGACCCGAAUAGGAGGCGAUUGCCCAGCUACGAAGACGUGAUGGGUGCCUCCGCCCCGGCAGAGGCGGUCGUCAUCUCGGAGGCGGUCGUGACGACUCGACGACGAUCGGCGGUGAUGCUCACGGGGAAUCGAGACGAGGUGACGACAACGAGAAGGACGACAAUGGUUGAACAAACGGGGGCGGGGGAAUCAGGUCGCACCAGUGGAGAGCUGAGUACGGACGAUUAUGGGCAGGCGACGGAUGACGAUGCCGAGUCGGUGAAAAGUGCCGAUGCGCCUCCGGGGGUCGACGACGAGGACGGCGUCGAGGACCCGAUUGGCGAGCUCAUCCGCCGAGGGGCUGCGACGGUGAUACAUCUGGGCUCGUGA
Molecule: messenger RNA, 881 nt
Organism: Microbotryum saponariae
Lineage: Eukaryota; Fungi; Basidiomycota; Microbotryomycetes; Microbotryales; Microbotryaceae
Source: the annotation of a GenBank genome assembly